GUCUAUUGCCUUUAGUUGACGAAAUCAAAAUGGCGUCUUUUAUGGGCUAGCGCUUAUCCGCCGCAUACUGAAUACCGUUUUCAAUAAUCGUGGGUGUAACUAUUUAUUAGUGAUUAUAACAAUUUGUGAACGACUAUUCAGUGUUUAAGUGCAUUUUUUUCCAUACCGGACUGACUGGAUAUUGUUUCAAUACAUCUAAACGAGCUCCCUCAAAGAGAUGCGCAGAGACACAGUGGAGAUAUAACACGAUGUGCGAGGUCGGAUGAGGCGCGAGCGCGCGCUCACGCGACGCGCAAACUAACAAUAUGUCGUUCUUCAAUAAUCUUAAGAAGGUGCUGCACCUGGGCAGCGGCAACGAUGCUAAGAAAAAGAAAGUGUUCAACAACAUUAGGGACAACAGCGAUCCCUCUGAGAACUGGGACAUGGUUGGCGAGCUCGGCGAUGGCGCGUUUGGGAAGGUAUACAAAGCCCAACACAAGACGACGGGCCAGCUCGCCGCCGCCAAAAUGUGCGUCCUCGACAACGAGGACGACCUCGCGGACUUUACCGUCGAGAUCGACAUACUGUCGGAGUGUCGGCACCCCAACGUCGUCGAGCUACACGAGGCGUACUUCAUCGACAACAAGCUGUGGAUGCUCCUCGAAUACUGCGACGGUGGCGCCCUCGACUCUGUGAUGGCCGAACUAGAGAAAGGCCUCAACGAGAUACAAAUAGCCUACGUCUGCAGAGAAAUGUGCAGAGGUCUGCAGUUUCUGCACUCGAGGAGAGUUAUACACAGGGACCUGAAAGCCGGCAAUGUUUUGGCUACCAUGACAGGGGGCGUUAAGCUGGCGGAUUUCGGCGUAUCAGCGAAGAACAAGUCGACUCUACAGAAGCACGACACGUUCAUCGGCACGCCGUACUGGAUGGCGCCCGAGGUCGUGCUCUGCGAGACAUUCAGAGAUCAUCCUUAUGAUUUUAAGGUGGACAUCUGGUCACUAGGUAUAACCCUAAUAGAGUUUGCACAAAUGGAGCCUCCCAACCAUGAGAUGACGCCCAUGAGGGUGCUGCUCAAGAUACAGAAGAGUGAACCCCCGACCUUAGACCAGCCCUCCAAGUGGAGCAAGUCGUUUAACGACUUCAUAUCUAAGGCUCUCGUUAAGGACCCAGAAAAAAGGCCGACGGCAGUAGAACUGAUGAAACACGAGUUCGUGAACGGCAAGUUAGACGCCAAACCUCUGCGAGAGCUGCUGCUGGAGUACAGAGCUGAAGUGGUGGAGGAAGAGCUGCUGGACGACGACGCAGAGGAGCCGCGCAGCUCUCAUAUCCCUAUGGAGGAAGAUGACUCCACCUCCGUGCGCUCCGCCGACACGCCAGAUGUCAAGAUGUCGGAGGAGCUCCCCGGCGCCGCCACAACGCCCCGCGCCGCCACGCCGCCGGCGACCACCACACCCCCUGCCGCGUCAGCCCCCGCUGUGUCCGCCGCCGCCGCCAAGCGCCCGCACGAAGACGAGCACCCGCCUGCUGAUAGGAAGCCGCCUGCACCAAAAAAAGAGAAAGGCCCAGCGCCUCCGCCCCCAUCAGCCACAUCACCACCCGCCCCCGCCGUCACCCCCGCUCCCACCCCCGCGCGAAAGCAACCCGCCCCGCCUCCUCCCGCCGCGCCAACCACACCCGUAGCCUCCGUCACACCCGUAGCCGUUACACCCGUAGCCGUCACACCCGUCAGUGUAGUGACUCCGGUCAGUGCAGUGACUCCGGUCAGUGCAGCGACUCCGGUCAGUAUAGUGACUCCCGUGAGUCCGGCGCCGUCCGAGGAAGCUACGGAUACCGCAGCGCUGCCUGCUGCUACCGCCGGCAGGCUUAUUGUGGACCAGGUAUGCAGAGACGCAGAAAAGGCAGUCGAAAACAAGACCACAGACAAGAAACUAGAAGUCGAAGACAAACCAAAGCAAGAAAAACAGACAGACAUCAAAACAAAUAUUAUUACUACCAAAACGGACAAAGAAAAAUUACCUAAAACCAAUUCUAUUGAAGAGAAAACAUCUAAAAGUCGACCCAACUCUUUACACGAGGUUAACAAAAGGGAUAUUCAAGACAGGGAUAUAAAAAGAGAUCCCUUACAAGAUAGGGACCUUAAUAGAGAUAUAAAACAAGAAAAAGAUAUAAGGGAUGUAAAAAGAGAUUCUUUACACGAAAGGGAUAUCAAAAGAGAUUCCUUGGAGAAGACAGGGAUAGAAGUGAAUAGAGUUAGCGCAGAAGUUAGUCGGUUGGAGAAGAAUUAUUCACGGUCCAGUUCUGUUGAUGAAGAGAGAGUGGAUAAGAGUAGAGAGAGAGAGAGGAGAACGCAACAUAAUGCUGUUGAAAUUAGGCCUGUUACGCCACCACAACCAAAAGAACCAGACCCGCCUACAUCACCAGCCCCGGCCCCCAUCGCCCCCAGCACAGUGGUGGUACACUCGGGAGUGGUGCUGGACGGCGCCGUGGUGGUGGUGGAACCCAAUAGCUUAGCCGCCACGCCGGCGGGGCUGGUCACUGUCACCACCACCCAUCCGCCCGUGCUUAGUACUGCAGCUACUCUCCCGCCGAACGCAGUAACAAUAUCAACGACACCCCCCAUAGCUGACGAAGUGGUGAUAGUCGGAGCCGGCUCAUCAUCAGACGACGACUGCUUCGCGCCGUCAUCGCUCGACAGCUUGGACUGCACACAUUAUAGUGAGAAAGCGAGAGGGCGUCGUUUAGAUAGCAGCGAAGUGUUGAUACUAAGUCCUACGGCCGCCGCCACUGAUUCCGGAGUAUUCGAUGAUAGUGUUACUAAUGGACUUAAUUUGGACACAUCACACGUGUCAGUGGUGACAGUCGGUAACGAAGAGGUGCGGGUUCGAGACUCGGCCGCUACACACAUCGCUCUCGGAUCAGUCAGCACUAGGCUCAGUCCUGAUAGUUUUGAGAGCAGGUCGCAGUCGGACAGCGGGUCGGUGGCGUCGCUGUCGUCGCGGGCGGCCGCCGACGCCGACUCGCUGGCGCCCGACACUCACGACUCGCAGCUCAAUGGCGGCACCAGAGUAAACACAGAUAGUCAGAAUUUGGACAAUGGAGAGCCGGUAGUACUGAGAAGAAAGCAGCAAGACGGACAGCCUGUUAAUAGGAUACAGAGGUCCAAGGAGGACAUCCACAUGGCCAACCUGAAGAAGAAGACCCGCAAGCGCACCAGGAAGUUUGAGAUCGAUGGCGUUAUAGUCACCACCACUACUUCCAAGGUGAUUUGGGGCGACGAAGAAAGCGGGCGCACAUGGGACGACCACGCGCUCCGCAAACAAGAACUGCGAGAGAUCAAGAUGCUGCAGAAACAGGAGCAGAAGCAGUUCCAAGACCUCAACGCUAAGGAGAGCCAGCUCAGAGAGCAGCAGGAUAAGAGGUUCGAAGCCGAACUAGUGUCCCUAGGCCGAGCCCACGAGGCCGACCUCGAAGCCCUAGCCCGCGCCCAGCGAGCCUCCGCCGAGCGGGCCGAACAACAGCUGGAGGCCGAGCUCCGCCACGCCGCCAAGCGCCUCCGCGCCGACCACGAGCGGGACCUGCGCCACUUCAGAGACACGCUCAAACAGGAGCUUAGGUUGCUCAAACAGGAAGUAGAGUUAGUAGCAAAAGAACGUCGCAAGGACGCGUACCGCGUCCGGCGAGCUCGCCUCGACGCCGAACACGGCGAGCGCGAGCGAGCAUUCGUGGCCGCGCUCGCGGACGCCGGCGACGCCGUGCUGCGACGCAUACACGAUGCUCAUAGAGACAGGCAGGCGUUAGCUGAUACCCAGUACCUGCAGCAGAGGCAUCAGAUAAUGCGUACCCGCGAAGCAGCCCUCUGGGAACUAGAAGAGAAACAGAUCCACGAGCGUCAUCAGCUCGCCAAGCGGCAGCUGAAGGACGAGUUCCUGCUGCGGCGCCAUCAGAUGCUGGUCAGGCAUGACAAGGAGCUGGAGCAGAUCAAACGGAAAAACACCCGCAAAGAGGAAGAGCUAGCGAAAGUCCAGGCUCUAGAGAAGCGAUCUCUGCCGAAACGCAUCCGAGCCGAACAGAAGGCCAGAGAGAUGAUGUUUAGAGAGUCUCUACGCAUCAGCGCGGUUAACGCGCCGAGUCAUGAGGAUGAGCGAGAAAGGUUGAAGAAGUUCCAAGAGAACGAGAAGCGUCGUUACCGUGCUGAGCAGCAGCGCCUCGCGACGAAGCAUGCCAAAGCCAGGGAGGAGCUCAAGGCCGCCGGAGAGGCGUUACUCCGAGAACUGGAACAAUACCAGAACGAGAAACGCAAAGCCCUCAUGAACCAUGAGAGCAACAAGAUGAAGGCAGUCGAGGAGCGAUACUCCCAGGAGCUCAAGGAGUGGAGAGCUACCCUCGGGGACAGGAAGCUGAAUAUCAUAAAAAGCUUCGAGAAAAACUUGGAUGACCAUGAGAAAAAGUUUGGCAUACCCAUAAAAGAUAGAAGCUUGUAUCUCAACGCUCCGUGGCCUAAAAAUGUACUGCAGCACGUGCUAAGUGCGUAUCAACAGCGGACAUCCUUCAUUGGGUCUCUAUCAAGAUCUCGAACCAGUCUUAAUUUCUUAUCAGCCGCUAACACACCUAAUAUGGAUAGGCGAAGAAGCAUCAGCCCUAGUAGGACAACUAAAUCUGCUGCAACCAGUGCUAAUAACACCACAAAACGAGGAAAAUUGACUAAAGGACAUCGAUACGCGUCCACUUCCAACUUGAAGUUGGUUUCCGACAAAAUAUCCGGUUUCUCUGUCUUUAACUCCAGCGAUGAUUGGAGAAGAGAACCUAUUAUGGCGUAUGGCGACGACAGACAGAUCACAGAAGAAUCAGAGCGUCCGAAAGACAAAAAACUAAACAGACAAUCAAUGUCGGAACAUUUGUUAAAGACAGAAAUUACUCAGCCGAUGAAACGGAGUAUUUCUCAGCAGAGUUUGAAGCAAGACAGAGCUUUAGAAGCCGUUAUGAUUGACUUGCCGUCUCUAGAGACACCUUACUCUACAAUAAAGAGCGAUAGAAGCAAUAGUACUUAUACUAUAGACUCUGAUGAUAUGGAGACUCAUUUCAGUAGAUGGGGUCCCGUAAGAGGGUCCAAUAGCUACUCGAACUCGGAGAUACCUGUGAGUCAGCUUUCGACGUUGAAUGUUAGAAAGUCAAUCUUGUCGGAUAAGACAGAGGGGCCGCCCGAUUCAAAUGUUUAAUUCGGUUUUGGAUGUGGGAGAGAGGUAUUUUAAUGUUUUAAAGUUACUAUAGAUUUUUUUAGUGAUAUUGUUAAAAUUUAGAAAGUUCUAGCAGUAAUAUUGAUCUUGGAAUUUAAGUCUCUUCCAAAUUAUGUGCGAUUGGUGAUGAAAAAAUUAAUCCCUUAUCCCUAUUUUGUGUGUAAGUCCUGAUAACGUUGAUUUUCAGACUGUUUUCUCUUCGACCAUUUACCCAUUCUAUACAUGUAAAUAAUGUAUUAAUUAAAUAACAAAAAUUGCGGCACACAAUUUUAUUAUCUUAAUAACAAUGCAUAGGUUGUCAAAAAUGCUAUACAUUUAAAUAUUUCAAAAUAUUGUUGGCGAUUUUUGACGUUAUUCUCAAUUUUGAAAUGCAAUACAAAAGUUAACAUAUGUGCCACGUUCCUUAACAGUUGUUUCACUAAAUCGUCCCUCAAACCUAUUACACAGCAAAUAUAUCUUAACCUUAAAAUGCAAAGUUUCAAAUGUAUGUACAUAUUCUAAGAUCUCUCCUUUAGUCUUAAAACUAUAUAUAUAUUUUUUUUGUCAAAAUUACAACUUUUUAAAUAUUUUUAUUUUCUCCCUGUAACUUCUGCCAUUUCAUCAACUGCGGUUGUUCUCAUAUAAGAAGAUAAAGAGAUAUUUUCCCUAGUUGGUUUUGAAAAAUAAAAUAUGAAAAUAUUUCACACUCACUCCCGCAUCCAAAAUUGUUGUUUAAAUAUUGUAUUAUAGUAUUUUUUUUUUAUUUAAAAUGUUUUUGCAUUGUAAAAUAACUUCCGUCAAAUAUGAAAGCUUUAUUUUGUCUUACACCAUAAAACUAUUGUUUUUUUAUAGAUACAGGUUGUUGUUUUUUUCAAAUUAUUUUUUUUUAUUCAAUCCUUAAAUUCUCCUGUAUUUUAAAUGUCAUAUAUUUGUUUAUUUUUGCUUGCAAAAACAUUUUGAAGCCACUUCUAAAAUUAUUAGUUAUAUUAAUUCUUAUUUACUAAGUCGCUUUUGCUAAAUUAAAACCUAUACUGGUCUUUGUAAUUUAAAUAUUGUAUAUUUGUGUUAUAUGCUGCGAUAUAUACUCUGAUAUUAUUAUAAUUAUGUAUAUUAUAGUAAAAUAUAUAAGACCAUUUCGAUGUCGUAAUAUUUGAUGUUAUUAUGUUUCCGAAAAAAUAUAUAAAAAAAAUUCGUAACGAAAAUCAAUACAAAUAAAAACAUCGGAUAUAAUAACAGUAAGAUUGCUUCCAAAAUGACUGCCGUUUUCAUAAAAAGCAUAUUUACGGUUCUUUUUAACUAUAAACAUACAUACAUCAAAAAGGCUAAAUAUCGACUUCCUAAAUAAUAUACAAAAAAGUUCCUUAUUAUAAACUUGCCAUUCAUGAGAUGAGAGCACCAGAUAUUUUAGACCCUCGGGUCAAAGAACAAAUGUUUGCAUCAGUCGGUUUUCGGUCCUCUGUAAGUUUUCAACUAUACAUCUGAAUAUAAAAAAUACUAUGGCCUUAUUGGCAUGUAUUAUAUUCUUAUAUACAAGCUUUACUACUGCCAAGUUUCGUGAAAUUCCAUACAGCAGAUUCACUUUUAUAAUAUUUACAAAAAAUCUGGUAUCUUCACCUCAAUUGCCAAAAGUCACUUCCAUUUUGCCAAAUAGCUAUGCUUCCUGCUUAUUUGUAAAAUAAUUAAGAUGACGAUUGAAAUAAGUAAUUAUGAAAAAAUAUAUAUCAAAGGAAAAUUAUAUUGUACUUAACAUUCCAUCCGUUCUUCCAUUUUUGGCUAGAGUUAGAAAAUAUAUGCUUCUCAAUAUUGCCAAUAUAAUUAAUAUAUAAUACAUACUUGCCCAUAGUUAGACUGUCGUUUGCUUGAAAUAUCGGCUACAGUUUAAAAUAAAUAAUCAAGUAUAUUAAAGUCAUAAAAAUAAAAUUGUCAGUCAGAAUUUUAUAUAGUUAAUAAAUACAUAUAUUAUGUAGACUACGUAUAGAUUAGUUCGGCGCUUUUGCGGAUCGCGGGGGGAGAUAAUUAAAAAACGGCUUAAAAUAUAUAAAAAUAAUAGAAUAAAUAUAAAAUAUAUAGUUUAGUUUUGUAGGUCGUGAAAAUUCCUGACUUGAAACCUGUCGGAAAAAUACAUUCGCGUCAAAGAAUAAGCGUGAUGAAAGGGUAAAAAAAUAGUGGUUCUAAUUAGUCCGCAUUUUAGAUUGGCAAAAAAAUAUUUUACACGUAUUUUUUAUAUUAAUAAAAUAUUAAAUAUAUACUAAGAUAUAACGCAACAUAGAUUGAGAGCGGGGGCUCGUGACGUCACGUCUAUGUAAAAUUUGGACUAAAAAGUGGCAAAAAAUGCAAUCGUGUUGUAUCUUCGUUGUUAUUUGUUUGUGAGAGAAAAGAAAAAAUACGUGUCUAUUAUUUUAGGGUCGUGUUAUUAUACGUGUCCAUUCACCAUGCCUAUUAAAAUAUUGUCCAAGUCGGCAAAAUAUAGUUAGAAAGUAAUUUUUAUUCGAUGUGCCUCAACCCAAAGUCUUAGGUUAGAAAUAAUUAUAUUUGAAAAGUUGAAUUUGAUAUUUUUAAUUGUUAUUUCUAUUGUGUACAGGGUGUAUUUUUUGAAUGUCAAUCUUGAACGGUUUUCAAGUUAAUAUGGUCACGUCGUCAGUGCAACUUUUCAAUAUAUUUAAAAAGUGAUUUUGACGACUGUCGAGUAUAUGAGACACAAAAAUACAUCCUGUAUACAAAUACACCCGCAACGGGAGCAAAAUAAUUAUAUAAAAUAAAAUUAUUAUUGUUAAUAGUAAUUAAACGAAAUGCGACGUUCUAACGAAGUUAUUAAUAAUUAUUUUAAAUUAAAUAAUUAGUAAAAAAUACCCGUUAAAUUAUGGUCAAUUUCAAAGAAUCGAAUGAUCCGGUUAAUACGUUAAAUAAUUGUUUUUCUAGUGGAACUCUUGUUAUUUUGAUAUACUAUGAUGAUGCCAUCCUAGCCCAUUAUCGGCCAUGGCGGCUGUUCUCAUAUAAAGAGAUCAACUUUUCGACUGUCAUAUACCACGCUAAUUUUAUCUCGAUUAAAAUAAUAAUCAGUUUUAAAGUCAAAAAGUGUGUAUCUAUUAUUAAUUUUGUAAACUUUUCACACAUUCCAUUAAUGGCCUAACCCCGACUUUAUACUUGUAUGUCGCUUCCAUAAAAAUAAUGUAGGUAACUUCCAUGAGUUGUAAGAAGUAAAAAAAUUGCUGUAAGCGACUUACGACUUACUUACGUUAUUAACUUAGAAGUGUAAAGGUCUUAUAAUAUACUUUUCUUUAUUUCAAAGUUACUAACAUAAUCUAUUUUAAUAUUAUCGUGGAUGCCAUCCGUAACAAUUAAUUUUCUACUAAUUAUUUCGUUGUACAAAAUACUAUCUUUUAUAAAUAAAUGUUUAUUGUAAAUUGAAUUUUGCAUUGUUUUUUGAAAGAUGUUUUAAUAAUUAAUUGUAUUAUAAAUUAGACUGUAUUGUUACGAGGCUGUAAUUUUUAAAAUUUUUACUGUUUCAUCACUACUGUACAAAGUAAAUUGAAAAACAUAUUUUCCAAAAAAACUUUGGAUAAAAAUAAUAAUUGAAGAUCAAAUAUAAUAUUUAAAAAUGUUCUUGCUACAUUAUUUGCAAAUAAAGAUAAGAAAUAUGUUAUAUUUGUAAACAAAAUAUUAUAACAUCCAAAGUAUUAAAAUUUUUCUGCUGCAAAAGAUUUAAAAUAGUCAUAUUAGUGAUGAAACAGGCGUAGGUAAAGUUUUACCCUUACCCAUUAAUUAUAAAUACGAUUCGUUACCCUUUUACCCUAGGCUUUCAAACCUUAAAACCAGUUUCAAAUACGUUAAAAUUGGUUUCGAAAUGUAAAAUUGUUUUUCUUUUUCUAUUCUAAAGGCUUGACGGAAAUGAUAAGCUAGCGAUGUCUUUAUUUUUUUCCUGAUUUCUAGAUAACAAUUUUCGUUUUAGUAGGUUAUAUUGCAAAUCUAUAAAAUAGACCUGUACGAUAUCUGUAUGAUUUACCACUAUAGUUAAGUAAACGAAUUAAUAGAGAGGAUAUUUACUAUAUUUUAAAACAUCUAAAGCAAGAAAAACAUGUUUUAUAUAACAUAAAAUAUAGUAAAAGUAAAACAUAAACCAAUUCGUUUAUUUCCGUCUAUAUUUCUAUUUGUAAUAAAUAUACGAUUUUCUUAGGUACUAGGUUAACCAUUUACCCAUUUUUUACGUCAAUAGUAGUCCAAAGUAAUGCAUGUAUAUUUUUAAAUAGUUUUCUAGUUUUAAUGGUUAUUUACUCUCAUCGCCUUUUUCAUUGUUACGGAAGUCGAUGUAUAGUUUUCAUCAAUCUUAAUGACCGCUCUGAACAUCGUACGAUUCGCUGCAUGUAAACCAUUUCACAUAUGCUCAGAAGCUAGUUGCGAACUGCCAUUGAGUUUGGCGAGAACUGUGCAUUCGUAUUUAACACUAUAAUGAUAUUAUAUAUUUGAUUUUAAGUUAAUUUUUAAUGUUCUCAUUGUCAUUUCCGUAAAGCUAACCCCUAAUGUACAAUCCAUUAUUACGCGUUUCUGUGCGCGUAAAGUAUCUUAUUUUAAUUUUAUUUUAAAAUAAAUCAUUUAUAUUACGCAAAUUAUAAUGUAAAUAAAGAUGUUAUGUUUCAUAGUUA
Messenger RNA from Helicoverpa armigera (cotton bollworm), 9832 nucleotides. RefSeq names its product serine/threonine-protein kinase 10 (gene Slik). The transcript is spliced from 27 exons. Bases 306 to 5195 code for a protein of 1629 amino acids. Gene Ontology annotation, molecular function: ATP binding; protein serine/threonine kinase activity. Gene Ontology annotation, biological process: protein phosphorylation. Lineage: Eukaryota; Metazoa; Arthropoda; Insecta; Lepidoptera; Noctuidae. The record is from RefSeq and is a predicted model, not a curated record.